AUGCCCAGUUUGACGCACGCGCCGCAACUUUGUCUGUUUUUGUUCAUUACAAAGUCCCUGAAUACUCCAAAAAAGUUCACUGUACCGCCGUUGCAUCAGAUCGUGCCGUUGUAUGCUGCAUCGGACGCUUGCCUGAGCGUCCUUGCUAACAAAGUCUUACUUUUGCCUCUUCAAGGUGCGCUAGCGAUCACAGGCGCCGAGAUGAAUCCAAGCACACACAAGACCGCGCAAGACUUUUCAGGUUUAUUUGAAUUCCUUCCGAAUUAUUGGGCCCGCCUCGGGGAUCUCGGAGGAGUUAUCGGGGCUCCCCAGGGCUCCCCCUGCGCGCAUUUCGGACCGAAAGAAAAAGCCCUGGAAUUCGUCGAUCAGCACGAUCCGUUUUCAGUUGAACGCAAGCGGAACGGGGUGGAACACUGGUGGAACAGGUUCUGUCACCAAUAA
Heterobasidion irregulare TC 32-1 is the source of this 441-nucleotide messenger RNA. RefSeq lists its product as uncharacterized. Bases 1 to 441 code for a protein of 146 amino acids. NCBI's taxonomy places the organism in Eukaryota, Fungi, Basidiomycota, Agaricomycetes, Russulales, Bondarzewiaceae. The record is from RefSeq and is a predicted model, not a curated record. The transcript has a single exon.